CAUAUGUUUUAUAUAGAAUCUAAAAAUGUGUUUAUGUUUUUGUUUUUUUUACAACUAGUUCCAGGUCAUCAAGGGUGUCUCGUGUUUGGUCAAAUCAAAGGCAAGUCUUGUGUCUUUAUGCAAGGAAGGUUCCAUCUCUACGAGGGCUACUCAUUGUGUAAGGUCACGUUCCCUGUGAGGAUCUUCAAACUGAUGGGUGUAGAGACCAUUGUUGUAACAAAUGCCUCUGGAGGUCUUUGUCAGGAUUUCAAAGUGGGAGACAUCAUGGUCAUUAAGGACCAUAUUAACUUGCCAGGGUUUGCUGGGCAGCACCCACUGUGCGGACCCAAUGAUGAACGAUUUGGGAUUCGGUUUCCUUGCAUGUCUGACGCUUACAGCAAAGACCUGAGGAAACUGGUUUUGGACAUAACUGCUGAGUUGGGCUACUUGAAUUUUGUGCAUGAGGGAGUCUACUGUAUGGUUAGUGGACCCAACUUUGAGACCAUCGCUGAAGCACGCAUGCUGCACAUCUUGGGAAGUGACUCUGUUGGCAUGAGCACGGUUCCUGAGGUGACGGUAGCCAAGCAUUGCGGACUGCGGGUCCUGGGUCUCUCUCUCAUCACCAACAAGGUUUCUCUGGAUUACAGCCGCGAGGAGAAGGUGAAUCACGAGGAGGUGCUGCAGAUCAGCAAGAUGAGAGCCGAGAUGCUCCAGAACGUGCUUGUUACCUUCAUCGCUCGCUCUCAUCAAGUGGAGACCAUCAACAACAGCAAUUGCAUUUACUCAAAUGCUGUGUAAGGUCAAUCAAACCAGAUUGAGGGCACUGUGAAAGUCAUUUGAAUGUCUAAUGCUCUAAAAGAUCUAAAAGGCUCACUGUUAUGGCUCUUUUUUAUUUGGUUGGUUGUUGUCAGAUGUCGCUGUGCCUUUGUGGAGGAUAUAUUUGAUCUUCAUAAUGUGAUUGUUGCUUUGUUACACUAUUGUCUCCCUGACUAGGAAAUAUUAAAAAAAAAAUCUAAAAUGUGCAAUGUAAAUAAAUCUCCUUCAGUUGAAAUGAUAUAAUAAAGCAUUUGACUGCUGUGAUGGAGCAUGCAUUCAAAAGCAAAAAAUAAAAUAAAAUAAAAAUAAUAAAUUAUAAAAAAA
Puntigrus tetrazona (Sumatra barb) is the source of this 1119-nucleotide messenger RNA. RefSeq names its product purine nucleoside phosphorylase 4b (gene pnp4b). The record is from RefSeq and is a predicted model, not a curated record. Gene Ontology annotation, biological process: nucleoside metabolic process. Gene Ontology annotation, cellular component: cytoplasm. NCBI's taxonomy places the organism in Eukaryota, Metazoa, Chordata, Actinopteri, Cypriniformes, Cyprinidae. Gene Ontology annotation, molecular function: purine-nucleoside phosphorylase activity. The transcript is spliced from 4 exons. Bases 4 to 777 code for a protein of 257 amino acids.